GGUGCAACCAUGAUGAAUCCCAUUGAAUCCAGUAUUUGGACCGUGAUGGAAUAGACACAGCUGCAUUCAGCAACAUUCAGCUUUCAAUCUUCUUUUCGCAAGUUCGUGUAAAGUAGUUUUUCUCAUGGUGUAAUAAAAAGAAAUGUCUACGGGUGCGGAACGUCCGGCUUCUAUGCCUUUUCAGGACAGUCAAUACAACUGGACGGACGAUUUACCAGUUUGUAAACAGUCCGGAGUAGGCUUCUCUACUAAUCAAAUCUACCGAGAGGAUGGAUAUCGACAAGAGGCUCAUCUAUUUGAGGACCGUAGUUUUCAUUGUAGAUAUGAUAACUCUACGUUUCUUUAUGCCGUAUUUGACGGUCAUGAAGGUACUAAGGCAGCUAAUUUUGCUAUGCAGAGGAUGGCUGCAGAAAUCCUACUUGGGCAGCUGAAUGACAAAUCAACUGACGAGGAGGUGAAGGAAGUUCUCCGGCAGGCAUUUAUAGCAGUUGAGAAAGGGUAUCUAGAAUCAAUUGGUGAUUUAUUAGCAGAACGGGCUAGUCUGCAGUUUGACAUACCUGAUGGAUUGACUCCCUAUGAGACCUACCAAAAGUUUCCAGACUUGGUUGACAAACUAAAUGCAUUAAAUUGUGAACUGUCAGCUGGGACUAGCGCUGUGGUUGCUUUGGUCUACAAAGGGAGGCUGUACGUCGCGAAUGUCGGAGAUAGCAGGGCACUGUUAUGCAAAACAGACAGCAAUCAAGUUUUAAGAGUAGUACAAUUAAGCGUCGAUCAUGACUUGAGAAACGAAGACGAGCUUUUGCGAUUAUCUCAAUUAGGCUUGGAUGUUGAAUCAGUUAGGCAAGGAUCUCAUCUUGGAAAUCAAGAAAAUACGCGUUGCCUCGGUAACUAUCUAGUCAAGGGAGGAUACAGAGAAUUCGAAGAGCUAACAGCUUCUAUAGCAGAACCAAUUAUCGCCGAACCAGAGAUCCAUGGAAGUAUCGAACUAGAUGAAUCUUGUAGAUUUUUAUUGCUUAUGUCGCGCGGCUUAUAUAAAUCAUUGGAAGAAGCGACCGGUACCGAUCAAGUCAAUAAGGAAUUAGCUUUAAUAGCAGUCGAACAGUUUCGAGUACAAUCGACUUUAACUGGAGUCGCUCAGGCGGUGGUCGAUAAGGUCGUGAGAAUUCACCAUGACGUAAACAUGAGCAACACGCAGAACACUAUGACCACUGGGAAGCGCGACGACAUAACUCUCCUAGUGCGGAAUUUCAAUUUUCCGCUGCCGCACGCACUAAAGAGUCCGACUAGUCAGUCAGUCAGAUUCAAUCCCGUGGUUCAAACCGCGCCAAAUAGCAUACCGGACAACGAGGACUUAUCGAGCACCAGCACAGGCGUCACAGAUGAUAACGCUGACACAUCGACGACGGAAACAUCAACGACGUCGGACUUGUAUCCGCCUGGCGCCAGAAUGGCGGAGCGAAAUGCUAGAAUUAAACCUUAUGUAGAUUUUUCAGAGUAUUACGAAAACGUAGAAAAGAGACGAAAAGAGGGGACACUACCAGAAGGUAUAGACUUUUAAUGUUUCGUUUAGUUCAUAAGUGAAAUAUUCGAAUACUUUUUUCAGAAAUGAAAUAUCCCUAUAAGCGUUAUUUUAAUAUUAUUUUAAUUUUUAAUAAUAUUUGUAUAAUAUUCUAAGAAUAUUGUAGCGCUUAUAGGGAUAGAAAUUACCGAGAUCAGCACAUUGCGACUGUGUUAAUGUACAUAAAUGUUCCUACUGUUGCAGCUUAUUUAUUUUUGACUUUGAGAUUGUAUAUUUAUACUUAUCAUUACAAUAUGAAAUUUAUAAAACAGCAUUGUUAAAUUCUUCAAAAUUUAUAGGACUCAAACUAUUACAAGACUUGUAUUACAAGUAUUACAGAUACUUUGUCGGGUUAGAUUUCAAGCGCUCAAAUGCGGCUUUUUCGAGGCAUUCUCUGUGAUCAGGAUGCGCGAUUUGGAUCAGUGCAUUUGCUCUUUGUCGUAAGGUUUUACCGAAAAGAUCCGCCACUCCGUGUUCCGUAACGAUAUAAUGCGCAUGAGCUCUUGUUACUACCACUCCGGCUCCUACGUAAAAAAUGGCAAUAUCACAAAUUUAUUGAAUAAUUAAUUGAAUAUAAUAAAAUUUAUCUCGCAGCA
Solenopsis invicta (red fire ant) is the source of this 2154-nucleotide messenger RNA. RefSeq names its product TGF-beta-activated kinase 1 and MAP3K7-binding protein 1. NCBI's taxonomy places the organism in Eukaryota, Metazoa, Arthropoda, Insecta, Hymenoptera, Formicidae. The transcript has 6 exons. The record is from RefSeq and is a predicted model, not a curated record. Gene Ontology annotation, biological process: protein dephosphorylation. Gene Ontology annotation, molecular function: protein serine/threonine phosphatase activity. The coding region runs from base 143 to 1558 and encodes 471 amino acids.